Daucus carota subsp. sativus is the source of this 3735-nucleotide messenger RNA. Its product is annotated as protein translocase subunit SECA2, chloroplastic. NCBI's taxonomy places the organism in Eukaryota, Viridiplantae, Streptophyta, Magnoliopsida, Apiales, Apiaceae. The record is from RefSeq and is a predicted model, not a curated record. The coding region runs from base 39 to 3194 and encodes 1051 amino acids. Gene Ontology annotation, biological process: protein targeting; protein import; intracellular protein transport. The transcript is spliced from 33 exons. Gene Ontology annotation, molecular function: ATP binding. Gene Ontology annotation, cellular component: membrane; chloroplast envelope.
GCGCACCAACACACACAACAUUGAACAAUUUGACUACAAUGUCAAGUCUCACCUCUCUAUACUCUGCAACUUCAGUAUCAGCAUACAUUCAAUCUCACAACCACACCAAAUUUACGUACAAUAAUGCAAAAAUCACCUUCAGGGCACGACCCAUCUUCUCUAUUUCUACCAGAACCCUCCGUUGCAGCAUUUCUGUUGCCUCUAAAAAGGGUGAUUCUCGUGGUGAUGCCAAGGGUUUAACUCAUAUUGCUAGCUCCAAUUAUUGGGUUGUUAAGGAUUAUAACCGCCUUGUGAAUUCUGUUAAUUCGCUUGAACAGGCAAUCCAACAGCUUUCUGAUGACCAGCUGGCUGCAAAAACCGUGGAGUUUCGCAAUAGACUGGCUCAAGGGGAGUUACUUGCAGAUAUUCAACCUGAAGCAUUUGCUGUUGUUAGAGAAGCUGCUAGAAGGAAGGUUGGAAUGCGUCAUUUUGAUGUGCAGAUUAUUGGGGGUGCAGUGCUUCACGAUGGGUCUAUCGCUGAGAUGAAAACUGGGGAAGGAAAAACCUUGGUCUCCACAUUGGCUGCAUAUCUUAAUGCCUUGACUGGACAAGGUGUUCAUGUCGUUACUGUCAAUGACUACCUAGCUCAAAGAGAUGCUGAGUGGAUGGGCCGUAUUCAUCGUUCCCUUGGUCUUUCUGUCGGCCUUAUACAAAAAGGGAUGACGUCUCAGGAAAGGAAGCGCAGCUAUGGAUGCGACAUAACAUACACAAAUAACUCAGAACUUGGUUUUGAUUAUCUACGAGAUAAUCUUGCUGGAAGCAAUGGUCAACUUGUGAUGAGAUGGCCAAAACCUUUCCACUUCGCAAUAGUUGAUGAAGUUGAUUCUGUUCUAAUAGAUGAAGGAAGAAACCCUUUGUUAAUAAGUGGCGAAGCAAGUAUGGAUGCUGCAAGAUAUCCAGUUGCUGCAAAAGUAGCUGAGCUGCUCACACUAGGACUUCACUACAAUGUGGAGUUGAAGGACAACUCAGUUGAACUUACUGAGGAAGGAAUUGCGCUUUCAGAGAUGGCAUUAGAGACAAAUGACCUUUGGGAUGAGAAUGAUCCUUGGGCUAGAUUUGUUAUGAAUGCUUUAAAGGCCAAGGAGUUCUAUCGGCGGGAUGUCCAAUACAUGGUCAAAGAUGGGAAGGCUCUCAUCAUAAAUGAGUUGACUGGCAGAGUUGAAGAGAAAAGAAGAUGGUCUGAGGGGAUUCACCAAGCUGUGGAGGCUAAAGAAGGUUUACGGGUUCAGGCUGAUUCAGUUGUUGUGGCACAAAUCACAUACCAAUCACUAUUUAAGUUAUAUCCAAAGCUUUCAGGGAUGACAGGGACUGCGAAGACGGAAGAGAAAGAAUUUUUAAAAAUGUUCCAGGUGCCCGUUAUCGAAGUGCCUACAAAUCUGCCAAAUAUACGUAAUGACUUGCCUAUACAAGCUUUUGCAAAUGCAAGAGGAAAGUGGGCAUAUGUUUGUGAAGAAAUUGUGUCAAUGUUUAGGCUUGGUCGACCCGUUCUUGUUGGCACCACUAGUGUUGCAAAUUCGGAGUACUUGUCUGCUCUGCUGAUGGAGCGAAAAAUCCCCCACAAUGUCCUCAAUGCAAGACCCAAGUAUGCUGCUAGGGAGGCUGAGUUUGUUGCUCAAGCAGGGAGAAAAUAUGCAAUCACCAUAUCAACAAAUAUGGCAGGAAGGGGCACUGACAUAAUUCUAGGUGGAAAUCCUAAGAUGCUUGCCAGAGGAGUUAUCGAGGAUAGAUUGCAUCCUUUUGUCACUCAAACUGAUCUUGAUGCUGAGAAUGAUGGGCAGGCUAUGUCAUCGAAGGUUUUGUCCAAGAUUGUGUUGGGACCAUCUUCUCUAGCUUUAUUAGAAAGGACAACUCUAAUGGCUACUUAUGUACGCAAAAGCGAGGGAAGAUGGACAUAUCAGGAGGUAAAUUCUAUGAUUUCAGAUGCAGUGGAGAUGAGUCAGUCAAUGGAUGUGAAAGAGAUAAAGAAACUUGCUAAUGGACCAUUGGAAAUGUAUUGUCUUGGCCCUUCCAUUGCACUCACUUAUCUCUCAGUUCUAAAAGAUUGUGAAGUUCACAGUUUCAAGGAAGGAUUGGAAGUGAAAAAUCUAGGGGGGCUUCAUGUGAUUGGAACUUCACUUCACGAGUCCCGUAGAAUUGAUAAUCAGCUUCGUGGCAGAGCUGGCAGGCAAGGGGAUCCUGGAUCGACACGGUUUAUGGUGAGCUUGCAGGAUGAGAUGUUUCAGAAGUUUAAUUUUGACACUGCAUGGGCGGUAAAUCUUAUAUCAAGAAUCACAAACGAUGAGGAUUUGCCAAUUGAAGGUGAUUCAAUCGUUAAGCAGCUUCUUAUGCUACAAAUUAAUGCGGAGAAAUACUUUUUCAAUAUAAGAAAGAGCCUUGUAGAAUUUGAUGAAGUUCUAGAGGUGCAAAGGAAACAUGUUUAUGAUCUUCGUCAAUUAAUUUUAAUGGGGGAUUCUGAAUGUUCCUCUCAGCAAAUGUUUCAGUACAUGCAGGCUGUAGUAGAUGAAAUCAUUUUUGGAAAUGUCAAUUCAUCAAAGCAUCCAAGAAACUGGAAUCUGAGCAAGCUAUUGAUGGAUUACACGGAUAUUGCUGGGAAGUUACUGGAUGACUUCUCAGCAGGUAUUACUCAAGAAGCUUUGCUCAUAUCACUGGAACAAGUUUCAAAAUUGAGGUCUAUUAGUAUUAAUGACAGUAAUCUUCCUAAUUUGCCUUCACCUCCAAAUUCCUUUCGAGGUAUCCGCAUGAAAAACUCUUCACUUAAGCGCUGGCUUUCCAUUUGCUCUGAUGACUCAACAAAAGAUCAAAAAUACCGAGUAACUGCUAAUCUACUUCGCAAAUACCUUGGAGAUUACCUGAUUGCGUCAUAUUUAAACAUCGUACAAGAAUCUGGAUAUGAUGAUGCCUAUGUAAAGGAAAUAGAGAGAACAAUUCUUGUGAAGACUCUGGAUUCUUACUGGAGGGAUCAUCUUGUAAAUAUGAACAGACUCAGUUCCGCGGUGAAUGUGAGGAGCUUUGGGCACAGGAAUCCUCUUGAAGAAUACAAGAUAGAUGGUUGUCGAUUUUUUAUAUCAAUGCUCAGUGCCACACGGAGAUUAACUGUUGAAGCCCUGUUGCGGUAUUGGUCAUCUUCGAUGGAGUCGGGAGAAUUAUAUGUAUGAUAGCAGUGAAUGACUGAUGACCUUGGAAGAUAAAGAUCUUCGAUUAAUAAGUUCACUUCUGGUGGACAUAGAUUCCCUUCUUGCUUAAGAUAUAAGGUCUUCUGCAAAUAUUUUCUUGGAAAUCCGGAAUCCAUUCAGACUCUAAAAGAUGCUAGUGUUAAAAGUUUGUGGCAUUUGGUUCUAGAGUGUGGACAAAGGGAAUGCGAAGUCCACAUGUAUGUUUACCAAACGAAGCAGUCUUCUUUCUUUACCAGGAUCUAGCUCCUAAUUUGAACUGCAUAAUUAUCAACUGUGCUUUAUGAUGAUAAUGGCACUAGAGGCGCUUCAAGAUUGGUAGCCAAGAUAGGCAACCGACACAAUGGGUGGAUGACAUCCAAUCUUUAGUAAUGCUCAUGAUUGUCGUCAAUCUUUUCAUUUUACAUUCAUUUUCAAGUCUGUAAAUAUAAAAGAUUUUCCAAUACGAAGGAAAAUAAUGUAACAUUGAAGAAUACUGUAACCAAUAUUGCGACGUAUGUAAUCAUUUUUUUCCUUUUUUUGCCAA